AUGGCUCUUAUUCCAGUUGUCUCUUCUCGGAAACUUCCACAACUGCUUUUCAGUAGAAAUGUUGCUGCAAAUGUUGAUCAGUUCGAGCUGCCAUGCUUUAGAUCGCUGCGAGCUUUCUUCUCGACUCAGAAGCUCAUAGGCGAUGAACCAGUUCUUGUUCGAGAUUUCAUUCACACUGCGUUGUAUGAUCCAAACCACGGCUACUUCUCUCAACGAUCACGAUCCGUUGGGGUUUUGGAGAGAAGCAUUAAGUUCAACCAGCUUGAUGGGAGGAAGGCGUACAUGAAAUUAUUGGAAAAGGUUUACAGGCAGAGUGACAUUUCUUGGUUUACUCCAGUCGAGCUCUUCAAGCCUUGGUAUGCUCAUGGGAUCGCAGAAGCCAUACUGCGAACCACAAAUCUCUCGGUUCCAUUGAAGAUUUAUGAAAUUGGUGGUGGAUCGGGCACCUGUGCGAAGGGUGUUUUGGACUACAUAAUGUUGAAUGCUCCAGAGAGAAUCUAUAAUAACAUGAGCUACACUUCUAUAGAAAUCAGUCCUUCACUGGCUAAGAUUCAAAAGGAAACUGUUGCACAAGUUGGAAGUCAUCUGUCAAAGUUUCGAGUUGAGUGUCGUGAUGCAUCUGACCUAUCUGGAUGGAGUGAGGUUCUUUCUCUUCCGCAUGUGGCAGAUUUUGUUUGUUAUCUGGUUGAAAAUGUUAAACUUAGAAAUGUGGAGCAACAACCGUGCUGGGUGAUAAUGCUCGAGGUGCUAGAUAAUCUCCCACACGAUCUUGUCUACUCUGAAAGUCAAGUUUCUCCAUGGAUGGAAGUCUUAGUUGAAAACAAACCAGAGAGCGAAGCACUCUCUGAGCUAUACAACCCUUUAGAAGAUCCACUGAUCAAGCGCUGCAUUGACAUUGUUGAACAUGAAGAUGAUCCGGUUUCAAAACCAAAACAAAUCUGGUCUAAACUAUUUCCCAAACCUAGACGUAGUUGGCUUCCGACAGGUUGUUUGAAACUGCUGGAGGUUUUACAUGAAAAGCUUCCAAAAAUGUCCCUAAUCGCUUCGGACUUUAGCUUCUUGCCCGAUGUGAAAGUUCUUGGUGAAAGAGCCCCAUUGGUGUCAACAAAGAAAGAUGGAUGUAGCUCAGAUUACAGUAGUUAUCUGGACGCGAAGGGUGAUGCUGAUAUAUUUUUCCCAACGGAUUUUUGGCUCUUGGAACGAAUGGACCAUUAUUGUUCCGGGUGGAGGAAGACGGAGAAAGACGGGACACCAUCGAGAAAAGGAAGGAAAAGGCGAACUCUCACUCUCGAUACAUCAGCGUUCAUGGACGAGUUUGGUUUACCUUCAAAGACGAGUACAAAGGACGGAUACAACCCAUUACUAGAUGACUUCAAGAACACCAAGUUCUAUCUUAGCGUCCCAACACACAACACUAAGUAA
Molecule: messenger RNA, 1422 nt
Organism: Thlaspi arvense
Lineage: Eukaryota; Viridiplantae; Streptophyta; Magnoliopsida; Brassicales; Brassicaceae
Source: the annotation of a GenBank genome assembly